AUGCGUUCCUGCCUGCUAGCCAGUGUCCCUGACAGCCAGCCAGCCAGCCAGCCAGUGUUCCUGCCAGCCAGCCAGUGUACCUGCCAGCCAGGAUGUUUUCCUACCAGGCAGCCUGCGUUCCUGAAAGCCAGCGUUCCUCUAGCCUGCGUACCUGCCAGCCAGGCUGCAUUCCUGCCAGCCAGCCUGUGUUCCUACCAGCCAGCCUGUGUUCCUACCAACCAUCUUGUGGUCCUGUCAGCCAGCCAGCCAGACAGACAGACAGCCAGUGUACCUGCUAGCCAGUCUGUGUUCCUGCCAGCCAGGUUUCUAUUCCUGCGCUCCAGACUGCGUUUCUGCCAGCCAGCCUGUGUACCUGCCAGCCAGACAGCAUUCCUGCCAACCAGAGCUCCUACCAGCCUGCCAGCCAGCCAGCCAGUGUUCCACCCAGCCAGCCUCUGUUCCUGGCAGCCAGCCUUCGUUCCUGCUAGCCAGCCUGCAUUCCUGUUAUCCAGCCUGUGUUCCAGACAGACAGCCUGCGUUCCUACCAGCCAGCCUGCGUUCCUUCAAGCCAGCCUGUGUUCCUGCCAGCCGGCCAGGGUUCCUGCCAGGCAGCGUUCCUAUCAGCCAGCCAGCCAGCCAGCCAGCCAGCCGGUGUUCCUGCCAGACAGCCUGUGUUCCUGGCAGCCAGCCUGCGUUCUUACCAUCCAGCCUGUGUUCCUGCCAGCCAACCAGCGCUCCUACCAACAAAUCAGCGUUCCUGCCAGCCAGCGUUCAUGCCAGCCAGCUCCUGCCAGCCAGCGUUCCUGCCAGCCAGCCAGCCAGCAAGCCAGUGUUCCUGCCAGCCAGCCAGCGUUCCAGCCUGCCAGCCUGCGUUCCUACCAGUCAGCCUGCGUUCCUGCCAGCCAGCCUGCGUUCCUGCCAGCCAGCCUAUGUUCCUCCCAGCCAAACUACGUUCCUGCCAGCCAGCCUGCUUUCCUGCCAGCUACAUUCCUGCCAGCCAACCAGUCAGCCACCCAGUGGUCCUGCCAGCCAGCCAGCAUUCCUGAAGGCCAGCCGGCACUCCUGCCAGCCAGCCUAGGUUCCUACCAGCCAGCAUGCGUUCCAGCCAGCCAGCAUGCGUUCCUGCCUGCCAGCCAGUGUCCCUGCCAGCCAGCCAGCCAGCCAGCCAGUGUUCCUGCCAGCCAUCCUGUGUUCCUGGCAGCAAGCCUGCGUUCUUACCAGCCAGCCUGUGUUCCUGCCAGCCAGCCAGCGCUCCUGAAAACCAGUCAGCAUUCCUGCCAGCUAGCGUUCAUGCCAGCCAGCCAGCCAGCAAGCCAGUGUUACGACCAGACAGCCUGCAUUCCUGCCAGCCAGCCUGUGUUGCUACCAGCCAGACAGCGUUUCUGCCAGUUAGCGAUCCUGCCAGCCAGCCAGCCAGCCAACCAGUGUUCCUGCAAGCCAGCCUGUUUUCGAGACAGCCAGCCGGCGUUCUCACCAACCAGCCUGCGUUCCUGCCAGCCAAUCUGUUUUCCUGUCAGCCAGCCACUGUUCCGGGCAGCCAGCGUUCCUGCCAGCCUUCCAUCCAGCCAGCCAGAAUUCCUGUCAUCUAGCCUGUGUUCCUGCCAGCUAGCCAGCGCUCCUGCCAACCAGCCAGCGUUCCUGCCAGCCAGCGUUCCUGCCAGCCAGCCAGCCAGCAAGCCAGUGUUCCUGCCAGCCAGCCUGCGUUCCUACCAGCCAGCCUGCGUUCCUGCCAGCCAGCCUGUGUUCCUACCAGCCAGCCAGCGUUCCUGCCAGCCAGCGUUCCUGCCGAGCACCCAGCCAGCCAGACGAUGUUCCUGCAAGCCAGCCUGCGUUCCUGCCAGCCAGCCUAUGUUCCUGCCAGCCAGCCACCGUUCAUGCCAGCCAGCGUUCCUGCAAGCGAGGCAGCCAGCCAGCCAGAGUUCCUGCCAGCCAGCCUACAUUCUUGCCAGCCAGCCUGCGUUCCUGUCAGCCAGCGAUCCUGCCAGCCAGCCAGCCAGCCAGCCAGUAUUCCUGCCAGCCAGCCUGUGUUCCUACCAGCAAGCCUGCUUUCCUGCCAGCCAGCCUGUUUUCCUACCAGCCAGCGAGUGUUCCUGCCAGCCAGCCUGUGUUCCUACCAGCCAGCCAGCGUUCCUGCCAGCCAGCGUUCCUGCCGAGCACCCAGCCAGCCAGACGAUGUUCCUGCCAGCCAGCCAGCGCUCCUGCCCGCCAGCUAGCGUUCCUGCCAGCCAUCGUUCCAGCCAGCCAGCCUGUGUUCCUGCCAGCGAGCAUUCGUGCCAGCAUUCCUGCCAGCUAUUGCCUCCCGACAAGAUAAACACGCUGCGGACAAUGGAGGCGGCCGGCCCGGCCAUUGUGCAGAGGCGGCCUAAUCCCGCGUCGUAUCAGCGGCGGUCAGCUAAGAGCGGGCGUCCAUUGUGGCCGCUAAUCAUCCAUCACCGACGGCGCCGCCGCGGGCAGACAGCGGAGGUGUCGCGGCCCGCCGGCCGGGGCAGCGCGCCGGCGAACGCGGCGGGCUUAGCAGCGCGGCUCAGCCCAGCGGCAGAGGCAGCGGCAGCGCCAGAAGGUGAUUGA
Schistocerca nitens (vagrant locust) is the source of this 2547-nucleotide messenger RNA. Its product is annotated as mucin-1-like. Lineage: Eukaryota; Metazoa; Arthropoda; Insecta; Orthoptera; Acrididae. The record is from RefSeq and is a predicted model, not a curated record. The transcript is spliced from 4 exons. Bases 1 to 2547 code for a protein of 848 amino acids.